This is a messenger RNA of Lachancea nothofagi CBS 11611, 1149 nucleotides long. The record is from the annotation of a GenBank genome assembly. NCBI's taxonomy places the organism in Eukaryota, Fungi, Ascomycota, Saccharomycetes, Saccharomycetales, Saccharomycetaceae.
AUGCCAAACGACGAUAUCGAGAUAAAAACCAUUUGUGCCGACUUAGAAUCGUCGAAGUUCUGCCUCUUGUCAUCCAAUCACGAUGACGAACAAGCUUUAUCUGAAGAUAGUGGCGGGAUCAUAAAGCUUCCUAAGAUCAAAAUUUUUGGUACAGGUGGUACCAUUGCAUCCAAGGGAGCGUCUUCGUCGCAUACGGCUGGGUAUCAUGUGGAUUUGACCAUUCAGCAGCUUCUGGAGUCGAUUCCAGACAUUUCGGGGAUAUGCGAGAUCGACUACGAACAACUUUGCAAUGUCGAUUCUAAAGAGAUUGAUGAGAGAUCUUUGCUGAAGAUCUACACCGGUGUUUCUACUGCUUUACAGACUUGCGACGGUAUAGUAAUCACGCAUGGCACUGAUACACUAUCUGAGACUACUUUUUUCAUCGAAAGCUCCAUUGACUCGGGAGAUGUGCCCAUUGUCUUUGUUGGGUCGAUGAGACCCUCUACGAGUGUUUCCGCCGAUGGUCCCAUGAACUUAUAUCAGGCCAUAUGCAUUGCCGCUAGUAAGCAGUCUCGAGGCCGCGGAGUGCUCGUUUCACUGAACGACCAAAUUUCUGCUGGUUAUUACAUCACCAAGACCAAUGCCAACUCUCUCGAUUCCUUUAACGUUAGACAAGGCUAUCUAGGGAACUUUUUUAACAAUGAAGUCCAUUACUAUUGGCCGCCAGCGAAGCCUGAAGUGUGCCACAAGUUCAAGCUUCGUAUCCUGCCCAAUGACUGCCCGGAUGCCACCUCAAUGCAACCCAGAUUUCCCACGGUUCACAUACUGUAUGGUCACCAGUCGCUUUCUCCAGAGCUUAUAAAGCUGGUAGCCCAGCAAUGCGCAGGUUUGGUUAUUGCAACUAUGGGCGCCGGGUCUUUGCCUUCUGCAGUCAACGAUGUCAUCCUGGAGUUGUCAAUACCUGUAAUUUAUUCGAAAAGGUCCAUGGACGGCAUGGUGCCGAAGGCAAACCUGCCCAGACCUCAUACUGGCUCGAACAGUAAACCCAACAUAAUAGCUUCGGGGUUUUUGAAUCCCGAGAAGAGUAGGAUACUGCUCCAAUUGUGUCUCUUCGAGAGAUUUGCAUUAUCCGAGAUAAAGAAUGUCUUUGGUCGUGCUUAUGGAGGUUAA